AUGUUUGUUUUUGCGACAAAUGGACAAAUUGUGCCUAAAAACCCUUUGGAGAGCAACAUAUUAAGUUUUUUGAAGAAAUGGCAAGCGGGAAGUACGACAGAUGUGUUACCGAUUCCAUCAUUGAAGACUGUCAAGAUUCCACCAGUUGAAUAUUAUUACGAAGGGAGAGGGCUUAAGUUAGAUUAUUCCAUUGGGGAGAUGCUACUAAUUGGACUCGAUAGAUUCACAAUUGAAAACAUCGCUGGUUCAGUAAAGGCUUUGGAGGUAUCUUUGACGCUUCGUUUCCCAGUUUUAACUCUCGCUUCCGAAAGUUACAAAAUAAAAGGAUGGGCGUAUUAUUUAUAUCCACUAAGAGGAUCUGGCAGAAUGCAAUUGAUAUUUCGAGAUUCCGUAAUAACAGCAAAAGCACGUUUUGGUAAAACUAAAGACGCCGGUACCACAAUGCAGAACUUUUUACUUACAUUCGACGUAAAGAAAAUAGAGGCAACCCUGGAGAACAGUUUCUGGCCCAUAAACAGGAUCUUAAACAGCGAAGGCGUCGAGAUCCUUGAAGGUUAUCGUGGCACGAUAGCCGAAGCUUUAAGGAGUUACGUAGUGCCAACUGUAAACGACUAUUUGGCAAAAGUGCCAUACGCGCAAUUUUUGCAGAUAGCGAGU
Messenger RNA from Iphiclides podalirius (scarce swallowtail), 657 nucleotides. The record is from the annotation of a GenBank genome assembly. NCBI's taxonomy places the organism in Eukaryota, Metazoa, Arthropoda, Insecta, Lepidoptera, Papilionidae.